This is a messenger RNA of Penicillium oxalicum, 822 nucleotides long. Its product is annotated as HIG1 domain-containing protein. The record is from RefSeq and is a predicted model, not a curated record. The transcript has 2 exons. Bases 1 to 822 code for a protein of 273 amino acids. NCBI's taxonomy places the organism in Eukaryota, Fungi, Ascomycota, Eurotiomycetes, Eurotiales, Aspergillaceae. Gene Ontology annotation, cellular component: mitochondrial inner membrane. Gene Ontology annotation, biological process: mitochondrial respiratory chain complex IV assembly.
AUGAAAUUGCUCACCAAGGAAGAAGAGGACGCGCACUACCCCAAUGUCGUCAAGGGCGGCACCAUCGGCGGCAUUGUCGGUCUCAUGGCCGGCUCUGCGGGUGUCAUGCUCGCUUCUCGUCGAUACCACACUAUUCGCAAUUUGACCAUCCCCAUGAAGGCUUUCCUGGUGACAUCAUCGGGAACCUUUGUCGGUAUCAUCGCUGCCGAUCAUGCCUCGCGGGAGUUUGAGAAGCAGCAGAAUGCGGCGAAGAUGUGGUACGAGAACCGUGAGGACCGACUACAUGCUGAGGAGAUGCGCGGAAUGAGCUUCACCGACCGCGCCCUCGCUUUCGCUCGCCGCGAAAAGUACAAGAUUGUCGGCGCCACAUGGGUCGCCUCCAUGGUCGGUUCCUUCGUGCUCGUCAGCCGCAACCCUUACCUUUCCGGGCAACAAAAGAUCGUGCAGGCACGUGUCUACGCCCAGGGUCUGACUUUGGCGGUCCUUUGCGCCUCCGCUGCUUUCGAGAUCUCGGACCAGCGUCGUGGCCGUGGUAUCCUUGAGUCGGCCAAGAAGAACAAGAAGACGCCGGCCGAGGACGCUGCUGAGCCCGCCCCGGUCCACUCUGAGGCUCAUGAUCAGGCUGAUCUUUGGAAGGACAUGGUUGCUGCCGAGGAGCAGCGUCUGAAGUCCAAGCACCAAUCUUUGCACAUCAAGCACGAUGAACACAAUGGCGAUGCUGAGCACAAGGAUGACUCUAAGGACGAGUCAAAGAACGGGGACAAGGAGAACAAGAAGGAGACUUCCGCUGAGAAAAAGACUGAGGGUGACAAGAAAGCCUAA